GAAAGACGAUACAACUCACUGGAGUGCAGAGCGCGCGAGAUCGAAGUACAGCUUUGCCGGACCCUAGACCAAAUUAUGAAUUAGCCGCAGUUAUCACCUGUGACUUUCGUUAAGCCACAGCUGCCACAAUGAGCGCGGACGGCCCGACGACCUCGGUGCCAGUGGCGCCGGGCUCGCGGCUGCACUUCAGCUGGGGCCUGGGCUCGGAGCUGCGACUGAUGGACGUUCAGGACCCUAGCACUCAGGAGGGCGGAGAGGGUGGCCACGCCACGCAGCUGUCGUGGGGCCAGGUGUCCGCCUCCAACCGCAUCAUCGCCUUCGGCACGGCGGAGCAGUACGCCGAGGUGCAGCGCAGCAGGCUGGCGGGCACGCGGGACGACGCGCACCUGGCCCGUGUGGCCGCCUACGCGCGCGCCGUGCGCGAGAGGCUGCUCAGCCUGAGGGACGCAGGCGCAGGAGGCGGCGGCGAGGCGGAGGACGGCGGGCUAUCGGCUCUGGAGGCGGCGCUGUGGCAGCUGCUGGAGCUGUUCUUCGUGGACGCCCCGCGCAACGACGGCAACCUGGGGGAGGAUUUUGUGUCGUGGCUGGCAGUGCACGGCGACGCGCUGGCGGCGCUGACGGGGCAGCCCACACUGGGCGGCCGGCUGGAGGAGCUCAAGGCCGAUGGCGCCGCCGCCGACGCCGCGCCCGACUACUGGCCGCUGCUGCGGCGGCUGGUGGCGCUGGGGCGGACCGGCCAGGCGCUGGAGCUGCUGGACUGCCACGAUGCCAAGCGGGCGGCUCUGGGCGGGGCCGCGGGCGCGGGGGCGCUUCAGCAGCCGGGGCUCAGGGCGCAGCUGGAGCUGCUGGACUGCCUGCACGUGCUGCUCAAGCGCCUGCCCCGCCUCGCGCCCUCCUCCUCCUCCGGAGCCGCAGCAGCAGCCGGAGGCGCCGGACAGGGCCAGCCGCAGCAGCACCAGCACCAGCAGCACCGCCGGGACGCCGCCGCGCGCGCCUACGGCAGCCUGGCGGAGUUCGGCGCGGCCCGGGCGGUGUGGCGGCGCGAGGCGGGCGACAUCGCGGCGGCGGAGCAGCUGUUCGCGGCGGCGGCGGCAGCCAGCAAGCGCACCGCGGAGGGCGUGCGCUCCGUGCUGGGCGUGCUGCUGGGCGAGCCCGCCGCCCUCCGCGCCGCCACCACCGACUGGCUGGAGGCGGCGGCGGCAGAGGUGGUGCACCGGGCCCCCGACGGCCUGGGCGCAGGCGGCGUGGGCGGCGGCGGCAGCAGCAACGGCGGCGGCGGCGUGGUGAGCGCCAACCAGCUGGGCGCGCUGCUGGCGGCGGCGCAGGCGGCUCGUGGCAGCGAGGGCGCCAGCGGGCUGCUGGACCUGCUGGCAGAGCUCCUGCAGGCGCUGUGUGAGGCGGACGUGGCGGGCGUGGUGACCGUGCUGUCCAACUCGGGCGUGGCCUCCGCCUGGCUCAUGGCGCACAGCCUGGAGCUCAUCGCAGCAUACGUCGCCGCAGGCGGCGCAGCCGCCGGAGGUGGCGGCAGCGCCGCAGGCGGCGCCAUUGUGCCCGCCGGCGGCGGCGCCGCCGCGGCCGGGGGCGGCGGCGGCGGCGGGCUGCUGAGCCGGCGGCUGGUGGUGAGCGGGUGCGACCUGAUGGAGUACUUCCGACUGGCCUGGGCGGAGAGUCUGCUGCCGGUGGGCGUGCUGGGCGGCGGCUGGGCGCUGGCGCUGGGCUACCUGGCCUGGUGCCCGACCCAUGGGGCGGCGGCGGCGGAGGCGCUCAUGGAGGCGCUGCCGGUUGACAGCCGUGACACACGGGGGCUGGAGAAGACACUGGCCGCCUGCCGCCGGCUGGGGCUGGGGGCGGCUGCGGCUGUGCUAUGCCGUGUGGCGGGCGUGGAUGCACUGGGGCGCGGCAUGCUGGGCGCGGGCGCGCAGUGGAUGGUGCGCGCCUCAGACCCGCGCCGCACCGCGGCCGCCCUGGCGCUUGUGGGUGGCGCGGUUGAGGAGGCGCUGAUUGCCCGCAUGGUUGGUGGCGGGGCUGUGGCAGCAGGGGGUGCAGCCAGUGGCGGGUCAGCGGUGGCCUCGCUUGGCGGUGCCAGCUACCGAGCUGGGGCGCUGCAGCUUCCUGGGGGAGAUGAGCUGGAGGCCCUGCUGGAGUGGCUGCCAGGAGGCAGCAGUGGCGGCGUGGCAGAGGAUGCUGGGGAAGGAGGCGCCACAGGCAGCAGCACAGCAGGGAGCGGGGGCCGCGGGCUCGCUGCGUUCCUGGUGGACGUGCUGCGCCUGAGCCGUGCUAUGGGUGCGCUGGGCGCAGCACGUGACAGCAACGCACCGCCGGAGGACGCCCGGGUCACCGAGGCGCUGUCUGCUGGGCGUGCUGCGCUGCUGUCCAUGGCACGGCGGCGCACGCCGCCCCGCCGCCUGUGCCUGCCCCUCCUCUUCUACUGCAUCCCGCUGCUCGAGGCCACCGCCGGCGGCGGCCGCCUGCUGAGCUCCGCGGACAUGCAAGACCUGCUCACGUGGGCCGGCGAGUGCGCCCGAGGUGGCGCGACGGCCCCGGGGGCCGCCUGGGCGGUGGGGCCGGACGGCGGGCUGGGCGGUGGGCCGGGGCCCAAGGGCCUGGGGGCGCUGGCGGCGGCGGCGGGUGUGCCGGAGCGCUACGCCAAGGACGUGCAGUUGGCGCUGGUGCGGGCGGUGGCGAGGUCGCAUGUGAUGGAGAACAGCGGGGGCGCGGGUGGGGCAGCGGCUGCAGGGGCGGGGGCGGGGACGGGGACGUUUGGGGCCUCCGGCCUGGUGGCGGGGGCCGCGGGGCGGCAGGUGGCGGUGGGCGGGCGGCUUUGAGGCUUUUCGGUGAGGCGGGCGUGUAGGCCGUGUGCGUGUGCUAAGUGCCAGGUGGGGAUGCGGCCCCAGCAGCCCCAGUGGUGGCGGGCGCCUGCUUUGAGCACGCUCAUGUUAGGUAUGGGUGCGGUUAGGCCGUCAGGGGUUGCAUUCACCCCGGGUGUGAACUCCCAUGCACUCUUUGCGGGACUAGGCAAGUUACUGGUGGGUGGGGCAUGACGAGAUCGGUCGGGCUGACAACGGCUUGGCGCACUAGUGCUGCAGCCCGCAGCCGUAAGCUGUCGGAAGAGCCUGCACACCUUAAGGCGCCCGUUAUUUAGGUGUCCGCCGCCCUGCCAUCGCUGUCUAAU
Chlamydomonas reinhardtii is the source of this 3172-nucleotide messenger RNA. RefSeq lists its product as uncharacterized. Bases 129 to 2825 code for a protein of 898 amino acids. The record is from RefSeq and is a predicted model, not a curated record. Gene Ontology annotation, biological process: mRNA export from nucleus; positive regulation of DNA-templated transcription; protein import into nucleus. The transcript is spliced from 12 exons. Gene Ontology annotation, molecular function: structural constituent of nuclear pore. NCBI's taxonomy places the organism in Eukaryota, Viridiplantae, Chlorophyta, Chlorophyceae, Chlamydomonadales, Chlamydomonadaceae. Gene Ontology annotation, cellular component: nuclear pore outer ring.